Molecule: messenger RNA, 2109 nt
Organism: Aspergillus ibericus CBS 121593
Lineage: Eukaryota; Fungi; Ascomycota; Eurotiomycetes; Eurotiales; Aspergillaceae
Product: DUF2457 domain-containing protein
Exons: 1
Coding region: 1-2109 (702 amino acids)
Source: RefSeq, a predicted model, not a curated record
AUGCUGCUCUCACCUCAUCAGUCUAGCAAGUCGGCCCCUCAAGAGGCCGAUCUGGCAGAGGACAUUGAUGAGCCCCCUGAUCACCGGUUCCUGAAUACCUCGAUGAAUAUGGAUGACGGUGUCGUUUACGUCAAGUCCCCCACCGCCAUGUCUGACCGGAAGGAGUCCCUCCUCACCCGCGCCCUCAAGAACAGCCCCCCACUCAGCCCGUCCGACCGCCACUCUUCCUCUCACGAGCACUCCUUCUACCGCUCGUACACAUACACCAACAUCAGCGGCCUCUCUGCAGCCGAGUUGACCAGCGAUGGUGGCCUCACCAGCCCAUCUCUUUCCAAUACGCCCAGCCCGCCUCUGCCCUCGCAUCUGACUAGCAAGACCAUGGGCGAUAAGAGAAAGGCAGAGGCCGUGGAAAUUGGGGAGUCAGCGGUCGAGGCCAACCUGGGACGCAAGCGGUGUAUCAGCUUCGCCUGCGGACGCAAAACUGAAGAGCAGAAGCCACAGACCCCUUCCCCACAGCGCCCAGUUACCAAGUCUCAUGACGCCAGCCCGACACCAACGGAGCCCAAGCGGAAGACCGUCCUCACCUUCGUUUGCCCAGCACGGGAUCCCGAGUCUCGACGGGAGCGAUCUCCACUUCGUGGUGGUUGCCGGCCACGUCCCCGCGGCUCACCUGCUCCUAUCGCGCGCAAAGCCUCUCCGGAGAAGGUCGCCCCUUCCCCGGCUAAGAAGUCUCAGGAGCAGAAGGUCGAACGUCGGGGUGUUCCAACUAAGGGGCUGGGUCAGUUCGAAGAGUCUGAGGCCACUCGGUUCCACGAAUUCGCCAGCUCCGUCGAGGAGGACGAUGAAUGGGUCAAGAAGUCGGGCGAAUACCCGGAAAAGAUCACGCUUAACGACUGCAUGAAGAAAGAAAAUGCUAUUCGGAAGCUUGGGGAGGAAGCCGAGGAGGAGGCUUUGGAGGAAGAGAACGAGGAUGACGAGGAGGACGAUUCAGAUGACGCUUCGACCGUUCACGACUUUUCCUCCGAUGACGAUGGGAAUGAAUCGGAUAACGAAGCUGGCUUUGCGGAGUCGGAUGAGAGUGACGAUGGCUCGGAAUAUGACUUCUGGGCCCCGACCAGCACGACUGCUGCCACCAGCCCUCAGACCGUCGACAUCGCUCGUCACCCUUUCAGUCGUCGAGACUCAAACACGUCCUUCGAUUCCGUCAACGAUGGGCAUCACCAGCGUAGAUGGUCUCCUGGCUUCGCCGCCAAGCCAGCUGGCCGCUCUCCCAUGAAGAUCCCAAAGCUGCGUCCUGGUACUCCUAACCUUCCAGACAGUACGGAUUUCGUCUGCGGAACCUUCGACGAAGAUCGUCCUCUGGAGGCUGCCUACAAGUCCUGCAUCGAGCAGCGUCGCCUCUCCAAGCAGAUCGUUAUUCCUCAGGAUAUUGAUCCCAGUUUCCCUACUUCCGACCCGGAGGACGAAGAUGAUUUGGACGAGGAGGAUCUUGAAGAAUCCGUGAUGGAGGAGGGACCCCGGGGAAGAACCGGUCGGGAGCAUAGUGGGAAGAGUUCUCCCCGCGUGUCUCCCAGACGCAUGGUCUCCCCUCCGCCUCGCCGUCUUGGCCGUUCCUCGCCAAAGCGUCUUCGCUCCCCGCCGCCGCCGAUGAAGCUGCGAGCUUCCAACGAUAACUUGGCGUCUGUGGAGGAGGCACCUAGUCUUCAGCCCCAGGGACUCAACAUCAGCGAGCUGGUGCAACGUCCUGCCAUGUCUCGUACCAAGUCGCUGCCUCGGACACCCAACCCCUUCUUUACCAGUCUGGACAAGUCUCACCGCUGGUCUGGCAUUGUCCCCGUGCAGGAAUCGCCCGAGCGCGAAUCCUCACGCACCCGUGAGGUGCACACCCGAGGCCCCAUCGACAUCGUCGAGGGUCUCGAGAAGAAGCGUCAGAAACGCAAGGAGAAGUUCUGGCGCCAACACUGCCGCAAAGCUGCCAAGGAGCAGAUGGAACGGCGACCGAUCCGCGGAAAAGGUGCUGAACGGAUGAAGGAGCUUGGCCUCGAAGUUGCUGAGAGGUGCAGAGCUUAUGGCGUUGGCGAAAACGCCCAGCUCGUCCUAUCUGUUUAG